Molecule: messenger RNA, 513 nt
Organism: Arachis duranensis
Lineage: Eukaryota; Viridiplantae; Streptophyta; Magnoliopsida; Fabales; Fabaceae
Product: protein FAR1-RELATED SEQUENCE 5-like
Exons: 4
Coding region: 1-513 (170 amino acids)
Biological process (GO): regulation of DNA-templated transcription
Source: RefSeq, a predicted model, not a curated record
AUGAAGGAUGUUGGUCUUUGGAUAAUUUCCAAAGUUGUUUUGAAUCACUCACAUCCUUGUUGUCCAGACCAGGCUGAGAUGCUCAAACAACACAUGGAGCUUAGCAUGUUCGUGCGCCGUAGCAUCGAAACCCACGAGGAAGUCGGAAUCAGACCGAGCAAAACUUACCAAUCAUUUGUGGCAGCAACUUGCAGCCACCGUGAACUAAGUUUUAUAGAAAAAGACAUAAGAAAUUACAUCACAAGGGAAGUACGAAAUAUUUCCGAAGAAGACGAUGCCAAAGAAUUUAGGAAGUACCUAGCUGAUGCAAGAAGCAGAGCUGCAUUUGAUUAUUUCGGAGACGUGGUUUCAUUUGACACUACCUAUAACACAAACAGGUACAAUUUGGUUUUAGGUUCUUUUGUUGGUAUGAAUCAUCACGGAGGAAAGGCACCAAAAGGUAUUCUUACUGAUCAAUGUGCAUCGAUUCAAAGGGCAAUUGAGUUGUGCAUGCCAAUAACAAUUCACCGCUAG